AUGAUAUUCUCUAGUUUGUCUUUUCUUUUUGGUUUCCUUGUACUUGCCUUUGCUUUAGCUGAGUCACUAGUUUCAAAUGGGGAUAUUUACCUUGGUACUCACAAUGCAUCCUCCAUUCUAGAAACCCAAGAAAUCUGGUUUGUGACUUUUACUAAAAGUGGAGAGGCUUUCAAAGACUUUAAUGAUAUCUGGGAAGCUUCCUCUAGCGCAUAUCCAAAUCUUCAUCAUGCCAAAGUGUUUUGUGAUUUGGAAUCCGAAUUUUGCAAAAGUCAAGGCGUACUUGAGUAUCCUCAGAUUGCUGUUUUACGCAACGGAGCCUGGAUGAGAAAUGUUUUGGACGACAGUCAUCAUUCGGUUGAUUCGGCGUUGGAGUUUGUCGAAGCCCAUUUAACUUACUGUCAAUUGGAGUCCUUAAAGACCGGUUCCAACUGCCUAACGGAGGAAAAUUAUGAUGAGCACUUGGAUUCCCGGGAAGCAGUUUUUGGACUAGAGGAAGACGAAUCCUGGAAAAGAGUCAACUCUUUAAGAAAAGCCGUGAAUCUAGUAUUUCGAGAUUUUCUUGAAGAUUCUGAAAAUAUCCUUUCCGAUAGAGCCUUUGUUAUGUUUUAUUCCACUACCAAAUGUCCAGAUUGCUUUCAGUGGGAGCCUAUCUGGUUAAGCAUUACCCGGGAUGUAGCUGAUGAAUUGACUAUGGGAUACGUCAACUGUGAUAGUGAAGAAGACCUAUGUGCUUAUUACCAUGUGGAUAAAUAUCCCACAUUUAUAGCUUUUCAAAAGCUGGAUGCUAUUAAAUAUGAAGGUCCGCUAAAUUAUCGAGAGUUAUCACGUUACGCCAAUCAGUUGGCAACUUACCAAACGUUACACGUCCAGCCGGAAGAAAUUGAAUCCAUAGAACACACACAUACAACGUUCUUCAUCUUCUUCCACGACUACGCUCUUACGUUAGAGGAUGUACAGUCUCUUAAGCGUAUGGAACUGUAUCUUGCUGGCAAUGCUCCUUUGUUUCAAUCUGAUUCCGCUGCUUUGGCCGAAAGAUAUGGAGUUCAUGCCUUGCCGGCAUUCGUUUCAGUGAGAAAUGGUGAGCCUUUUCUUUACCAAGCGAAUACACCACGUCAAUUUCGCUCUCACGAAAGGAUUCGUAAUUGGAUUCGCCAAGCAUCGCUUCCAUUAGCCUCAGAACUAUCACCGGUCAAUUGCCAUAAAAUGGUGGAUCGAAAACUGAGCGUUAUAGCACUGCUUAAUCCAGAAUCCGAAAGCUAUUUAGGAGAUCGAGCCAGUCUGUUAAACUUUGGAAAACAUUGGUUCCAGUUUCAAAAGAGACGGGAACGCAAUUUUAUCUCACACCAGCGAGUGAAAAAGUACACAGCCUUGACAAAGGCUAAAAAAUCAAAAAAUCAAAAAAAAAUCGAACGGAUCAAGUACUCGACUAUAGAACAUCCAAUUUUCACCGAGUCAGUAUCCUUUCUAUGGACUGAUUCCACUGUUUGGCAAACUUGGUUACUCACAAAUCUAGGCUAUUCAGAAACGUUAACUAGCGAAGUCACUGUGUUUAUCGUGGAUAAUGAACGUGAGAUCUUCUACACCCAAGGACACGACGGUAAACCUUUGAAGUUGGACGAACCAUCUUUGUUUUCCACUUUGAGAGCGAUUCUUGACAACUCGAAAUCAAUUCCUCACCAAGAAAUGGGUAAAGCAACUAUGUGUGGCGGUGAGAUAUAUCACAAAAGUGCAUACUUCAAACCAAUUAUCUAUUGUUUAUUUUUGUUUUUAUCAUGUAUCAUGAUUAUUGUACUCAUACAUAAGCGAAGACGAGCACAACCUUCUCGUAUGCAACCCAUUCUUGGUUUUAUGGACUUUCAUCCUUUAGUUACUGUUAAAGCAGACUAA
Molecule: messenger RNA, 1887 nt
Organism: Schizosaccharomyces osmophilus
Lineage: Eukaryota; Fungi; Ascomycota; Schizosaccharomycetes; Schizosaccharomycetales; Schizosaccharomycetaceae
Gene: pdi4
Product: ER membrane protein disulfide isomerase Pdi4
Exons: 2
Coding region: 1-1887 (628 amino acids)
Cellular component (GO): endoplasmic reticulum
Molecular function (GO): protein disulfide isomerase activity
Source: RefSeq, a predicted model, not a curated record